Messenger RNA from Cynoglossus semilaevis (tongue sole), 2360 nucleotides. RefSeq names its product neuronal intermediate filament family member 2 (gene neff2). Bases 153 to 1346 code for a protein of 397 amino acids. The record is from RefSeq and is a predicted model, not a curated record. Lineage: Eukaryota; Metazoa; Chordata; Actinopteri; Pleuronectiformes; Cynoglossidae. Gene Ontology annotation, molecular function: structural constituent of postsynaptic intermediate filament cytoskeleton. Gene Ontology annotation, biological process: neurofilament bundle assembly. Gene Ontology annotation, cellular component: cytoplasm; axon; intermediate filament. The transcript is spliced from 3 exons.
UAUGCAGCAUCACUGAGCUGGUGCAGUGCAAAAACGCUCGCUCAUCCACACUGAUGGUGUGCAGAACAAGGGGGACAUAAAAAAUCCUUUUGAAACUAACAACAUCCAUUUACUUUUCUUAAAAAAAUUACACAACAAAAAAACCAUCCAUCAUGAGCUACGAGAUCUACUCCUACCGACGCCCUUGGGACAGCUGCAGAAGCUCCCGAAACACCACCAACAUCAAAUCUUCCAUGUCCACCUUUGGCUAUCGUUCUCGGGCUGCUUCAUCGGGGAAGAGGAAUGUGAGGCUGGCCUCCUCUUCCCUGCCUGAUGGCUCAGAGAGAAUGAGCCUGGCUCAGGUCAGUUCUCAUAACACAGAGCUUUUGGGUCUGCGUUCGCAGGAAAAGGAGCAGCUUGUGGACCUCAAUGACCGCUUUGCCACCUACAUCGAGAAGGUGAGGCACCUGGAGCUGCAGAACCGGGCCCUGCUGGCUGAGCUCGAUGCUCUGAGAAGGUGGCAGAAUGAACCAUCCCGUAUGCAGGCGAUCUACGAGGAGGAAGUCAGGAGUUUGAGGGCUAUGGUAGACUCAGAGAACGGCGAGAAGAUGCAGAUGGAGGCUGAGAGGGACUACCUGCAGGAUGUGUACGAGCAAAUGAAGGAGCGCUACGAGGAGGAAGCAAGGAGGCGAGGAGAUGCUGAGGAGGCCCUGCACGGUGUCAAGGAGGAGGCGAGCAGGGCUGCACUGUCAAACUGUGAUGCUGAGGCCACUGUGGUCUCUCUUUGUGAUGAGAUGGUGUUCCUCAAGAAAGUUUUUGCAGAGGAGCAGGCGGAGCUGCAGGCCCAGCUGCAGAUGGUGAACAUCAGUGUGGACGUGGAGGUCUCCAGGCCUGAUCUCUCCUACGCUCUGAGAGACAUCCGGACACAAUACGAGCGACUGGCAAACAAGAACAUGCAGGCUGCCGAGGAGUGGUACAAGAACAAGUUCACGAGUGUGGCAGAGGUGGCCAGCAAGAACAACGAGGCCGUGCAUGCCAUCCGGGAGGAGACCAUGGAGUACAGGAGACUGCUUCAGACGCGCUCCUCAGAGAUCGAAGCUCUCCGGAACGUCAUCAACUCCCUAAAUAAGCAGCUGGAGGAGCUGGAGGACACACAGGCCAAGGAGGUGACAAAGUAUCAGGUAAGGAUAAGUGAGCUGGAGCAUGACAUCACUGAGGCCAAGCAGGAGAUGGCGCGCUACCUGAGGGACUACCAAGACCUUCUUAAUGUGAAGAUGGCACUCGACAUUGAAAUAGCAGCAUACAGGAAACUUCUGGAAGGGGAGGAGAUCCGCCUGGCCUACCCUUCUCUUCCAGCUCUAAACUAAACCCUACAUGCCACCAGCCUGGCAUAAAUCUGAAUUCUUCAUACCCCGUCAUUCUUCCUCAGACCCGAUCUCCUCCUAAUCAUUCUCCUUUUUGUCCAUCCCUCUCUCAUCUGUUCUCCUGAAAAUGUUUGUUUUCUUUACUCCACAAACCAAAGCUCAUCAUUCCCAAGACAGUCGUGCCCUUGUGCUGAACAAGAGGUCCCACCCAGAAGGUCCCCCUUCUUCUACACACGUUGUGACAUCAAGCGUCAAGACGAUGGUGAACCGUACCAUAAAAUGCACAGUGGCUGCACUGCAUUAGUUUCAUGGCUCUGUUGAACUGCACUGUUGACUGGCCAGAGUUCUUUGGGGUUGUGCACAAUAAACUCCAAGCAGCAGAGUUAAAUGACAAACUUCACUGACCCUUCAUUGUGCAAACAUUUGACCAAUUGUUUGUUAAGAGGGCAAAAAGAAGUUCCUUUUAACUCUCAAUGCUUAGACUUUAUCUGUGUUCAAAGUGUUGCAAGAAAAACUGCAGCAUUAUUGACCCGGAACUCAAACCAAUCAAUAGUGUUUGUCCUGUACCUCUGGUUCUGUAGUUGUAGUCUGUAGAGAGGACCAGUAACCUUAAAAAAUAUUUUAACUUAACCUAAAUGUCUUCUUUCUUACUUGUUCUUCCCCUGCAUUUACCUCCAAACAAUUACUGAUAGAGUGACUUAGUUUUAUCCUAUUUGGCUUCAUAUGUAUUUAAAUUCUUAGUUUUAUGUGUAAAUGCUCUGGAAGACUACAAUACUGUUACUGGUUUCUCCUUAUCAUCAUGCAGUGGGCCUCUCAGCUUAUUUGCAUUAGAUUUUCUUCUUUUGUCCUUUAAGAUAAAACUAUGAAACUGAAAGAUAAGAGCAGAAGCUCCUUGUUGUCAGUCUGAGACCUGAUGGUGUUUCACAUCUCUGACACCACUGCGAAGCCUGCACCAUUAUGUUUGGUGUUUCUGUAACAGUCUGCAACAAGCUGAAUAAACAUGCAACUUAAAUAAAA